This is a messenger RNA of Mugil cephalus (flathead mullet), 3456 nucleotides long. RefSeq names its product sorting nexin 27a (gene snx27a). Gene Ontology annotation, biological process: signal transduction; intracellular protein transport. Bases 165 to 1859 code for a protein of 564 amino acids. The transcript is spliced from 13 exons. Gene Ontology annotation, cellular component: early endosome. The record is from RefSeq and is a predicted model, not a curated record. NCBI's taxonomy places the organism in Eukaryota, Metazoa, Chordata, Actinopteri, Mugiliformes, Mugilidae. Gene Ontology annotation, molecular function: protein binding; phosphatidylinositol-3-phosphate binding.
CGUUGUGAGGCCGUGUCCCGUGACGCUACCGAGGGGCGGGUUAUUAACAACAGAGUCGGUCUGUUGUCGAGCUAACGAUACCGAGCCACGGAGCCUGUGUGUUGUUUUGAAUUUGAUCGAAAGACACCGAACGGAGGGGGGGCUAGUUUGUGCCAGUGGAUAAGAUGGCGGAUGUAGGAGGCGAUGAAACUCGGCCGGCUCUUCCUUCUUCGGCAUCCCGGAACGGUCCGGUCGUCGGUUCGUCCGUUGGCACCGUGGGCCAGAACGCCACGACUGUAACGUCGGGUCCUCGGGUGGUGAGGAUCGUCAAGUCCGAGUCCGGUUACGGUUUCAAUGUUCGCGGUCAAGUCAGCGAAGGGGGACAGCUCCGGAGCAUUAACGGGGAGCUGUACGCCCCUCUCCAGCAUGUCAGCGCCGUUUUGCCCGGGGGUGCCGCAGACCGAGCCGGGAUAGCCAAGGGUGACCGGAUCCUGGAGGUAAAUGGGGUGAGCGUGGAGGGGGCGACCCACAAGCAGGUGGUGGACCUGAUCCGUGCCGGGGAGAAGGAGCUGGUUCUGGCUGUGCUGUCAGUUCCACCUCAGGAGGCUGAUGGACUGGAAGGAGGAGAGGACGUCCAACCCAACUACGACUACAGUGACAAGCAGGCUGUGCCCAUUUCUGUUCCCACAUACAAGCACGUAGAGCAGCACUCGGAGAGGUUUGUGGUGUACAAUGUGUAUAUGUCGGGCAGACAGCUGUGCUCAAAACGCUACCGGGAGUUUGCCAUCCUGCACCAGAACCUGAAGAGGGAGUUUUCCAACUUCAACUUCCCAAAGCUUCCUGGUAAAUGGCCCUUCUCCCUCUCUGAACAGCAGCUGGAUGCUCGGCGUCGAGGCCUGGAGGAGUAUCUCGAGAGAGUUUGCUCUGUGCGGGUGAUCGGGGAGAGUGACAUCAUGCAGGAGUUUCUCUCUGAAUCAGAUGAGAACUACAACGGAGUGACGGAUGUAGAGCUGCGGAUAGCUCUGCCAGACAAGACCACCAUCUCUGUCAGAGUCCGUAAGAACAGCACCACAGACCAGGUGUACCAGGCAUUAGUGAUGAAGGUUGGAAUGGACAGUAUUAUGGCCAGUUACUUUGCCCUUUUUGAAGUCAUCAACCACUCUUUUGUGCGGAAGCUGGCACCUAAUGAGUUUCCCCACAAGCUUUAUGUGCAGAACUACACGUCAGCAGUGCCCGGGACUUGCUUAGCGCUCCGCAAAUGGUUGUUCAGCUUCCAGGAGGAGGAGUUGCUCAGAGACAACGCACUGGCACUGCAUUACUGCUUUCACCAGGCGCUGGAUGAUGUGAAGAAGGGAUUCAUAAAAACAGAGGACAAAUCCUACCAGCUGCAGAAACUGGCAGAGCAGCGCAAGAUGGCCACGUACCUGAGCCUACUGCGGACGUGUGAGGGCUACAAUGAGGUGACCUUCCCCCACUGCUCCUGUGACUCCAGAAGGAAAGGCCACGUCAUCACAGCCAUCGGCAUCAAUCACUUCAAGCUGCACGCCUGCACCGAGGAUGGCACGCUGGAGAACCAAGUAAUAGCUUUCGAGUGGGGGGAGAUGCAGCGCUGGGACACCGACGAGGAGGGGAUGGCUUUCUGCUUCGAGUACGCCAGAGGAGAAAAGAAACCACGCUGGGUCAAGAUCUUCACUCCAUAUUUCAACUACAUGCACGAGUGCUUUGAGCGAGUCUUUUGUGAACUGAAGUGGAGGAAACAGGUUGAGGAAGAGGCGUCUGAUAAAGACAACAAAAACUGCAGCAACAGUGAGUAUCUGCCUCCUCUGGAGACACAGCAGAAGGGAUGGCGCCACCUAGGGGGGGAGAUCGCGACUUCCUAAAACCCCCAUAUGUUACAUCCCAUGAACUAAAAAACUGGUCCACACGCAUCAUCACAGCCACCCCAGAGAGCGCCCAUCGACAGCCCUGAGUGACAGACCGAGGCGAAUCCCUGCCCCCGACAAAACAAACCGGAUUUGGGAAAAAUUCGAAAAGUCACACUGAACUGAACUGAACCCGGGGAGACACACACACACAUGCACGCACACGCAAACAAACAAACACACACGCAUAUAGAAAGAAGAGCAUGGAAGGAAAAUAAACACAAAACAACUUUCAUGUCAGUUACUAGAUCUCCAUCAUAGUGUGUCAGUCGUCCUCCUCCGUGCGUCUGCCCCGUGACGUGGGCCCCCGGACACAAGCAAAUCCUCGCAACUGUUUGACUCCUAACGCAUCGGCGCGACGUCGCUGCGGCACCGAUGGCGCAACAGGAGCACCUCAAUGAAAACGGCACUUGGCGAAAGAGCUGACUUCUGGGACGAGACCGCGGCGGUCGGUUAGACCCGCGCAGUCCGAGUAAAUCCCUGCAGCGUGGACCUUAUCUGCAGAGCUGAGAUGAAAAUAAGAAGGGAGGGAUACUGAAAAUGUUUUUUUUUUUUUUUUUUUUUUUUUUUGCUUCUUUCACAGUUAGUGAUGAAGGAAAAAAAAGCAAAAAUGAUGCUUCACACUGAUGCUGGACAUUAACACGGAUGUCGUGUUUUCUGUCUCUGGGGUUGAAAACGGAGAUGACACAAAUGUAACUAAAUGAAAAGCGGUUGUGUGGUGGGAGGGCAGAGGGUUUGUGUUCAUAAUAAUUUGUAUGUUUAACAGCAUUACUUCUGAUGAAAUAUAGAUUAAUAUAAGAGCUAUAAUAAUUGAUUUCUUGGUCUAACACAAUGAAACGUUAAUUGAAGUGUAUUCAGGUCUAACUAACCUUCAUUUUUUCCUCGUCUUCUGGUCUCACCCACACUAGGAAACGACAUCUGUUGGCACAGGCACCCAUUUAUGUCAGUAUGGAUAUUUAUCCCCCCCCUUUGCAAGAGUUUUAUUGUGGUGAUUUUGCAGAGCUUGGAAGUUGAGAAGAAGAGACUCAGUCUCAGCUCUGUGCACAAAUAAUCUCUUGACGGGCCAAAGCUUUUUUUUUUUUUUCAUGGAAAUUGUCACUCCGUAUAUACGUUGAUAUCUUGCUGACAGAUUGUGACCGUAAGGACGAGGAGGAGGGUUUUUGGGGUUUGAGGGUUUUUUGAGUGGCUCUGUUUAGCUGCAGUUCUCUGAUCAGCCAGCAGGGAGCAGCAGAGCACAAGUCCAAGUUAGUAGUGCGUUUUGAAAUGGAAAAAAUCAUCUCAGAGCUUCUUGAAGAGUGAUCCCUCUGGCUGUGUAACUCACCCAAAAGUGUCACUCCACUGCGGUUUGUCCAUUAACCAGUUGUGUGUGUGUAUGUUGUACAGAAAGUAUCUGGUGCAUGAAGUUGUGCGACUGCAACCACAGGUCUUUGCUUCCGACUGCACCUACAUGAACACAGUAUUAGUUGUGUGUGUGUAAGCACAUGACGUAUGAUUUUAUGACACUGUUUUUUGUUUUAUCAGAUUGUUGUUUUUUUCAACACAGAUAUUGGACAUA